This is a messenger RNA of Carassius gibelio (silver crucian carp), 686 nucleotides long. Its product is annotated as protein FAM32A-like. The record is from RefSeq and is a predicted model, not a curated record. Bases 102 to 431 code for a protein of 109 amino acids. The transcript has 4 exons. NCBI's taxonomy places the organism in Eukaryota, Metazoa, Chordata, Actinopteri, Cypriniformes, Cyprinidae. Gene Ontology annotation, cellular component: nucleolus.
UUCACUCAUGUCCUCUAGAUGGCAGUAAAGCAGAGACUAAUUAAUAAACAUCAUCCGUUUGUUUGGACGAAACGCUCGUCGAUACAGAGAAGCUAGCUAACAUGUCGGAAUACAACGCAGUUCAAAAAAGCUCUUUAAAACUGAAAGGAGUCUCUGUAGCAAGUAAAAAGAAAAAGAAAAAGGACAAGGAAAGGAAGCGUUUAGAGGAGCAGGCUUUGGCCAGUCAAAACGAAGAAGGAACGAAGAAAGUUUAUGUUGAUAAAAGGACACCAGCACAGAUUGCGUUCGACAAAAUACAAGAGAAACGGCAAAUGGAAAGAAUUUUAAAGAAGGCCUCCAAAACACACAAAAGAAGAGUUGAGGAUUUCAACAGACACCUGGACGCACUGACAGAGCAUUACGACAUUCCCAAAGUCAGCUGGACGAAAUAAAUAUCUAUGGAUUUUCGACUGGGUGAAUUCAGAGCAAAAUCAUCUGCUCUGAUGUUACCAUACAUGCUGAUUGCUUACUCUUCAACAAAGUCCAGGGUUAAUUUUUUUUUGCUCCGUUUUCAUUUUCCAUUUGAGAAGUACUGAAAUGAUUCAUUGUAUAUUUCGAUUUACAAAUUGUAAAGAUAUUCCUUAAGGUCAUUUGCCUGUUAUUGAUCAUUAUGUUUUGCAGCUUUUGAUUAAACUAUUUAAGCUUUU